Molecule: messenger RNA, 3552 nt
Organism: Haliotis rufescens (red abalone)
Lineage: Eukaryota; Metazoa; Mollusca; Gastropoda; Lepetellida; Haliotidae
Product: ER degradation-enhancing alpha-mannosidase-like protein 2
Exons: 10
Coding region: 39-2204 (721 amino acids)
Biological process (GO): carbohydrate metabolic process; mannose trimming involved in glycoprotein ERAD pathway; endoplasmic reticulum mannose trimming
Cellular component (GO): endoplasmic reticulum; membrane
Molecular function (GO): mannosyl-oligosaccharide 1,2-alpha-mannosidase activity; calcium ion binding
Source: RefSeq, a predicted model, not a curated record
ACUGGUGCUCGUUGGCAGACGACGGAAGCGGAGAAAUAAUGAAAAGUUUAUUUUCUUACAAGAAGAUUAUAUUUGGGCGGUCGUUAUAUCUGAUUCUUAUAUUUUUUAGCUCACAUCUACGAGCAGAUGAAGGCACAAAGCCACGGAAUAUUGAUAUUGGAAAAUAUAGAGAGAGGGUCAUACAGAUGUUCCAGCAUGCCUAUGACAGCUACUUGAAGUAUGCCUAUCCAUAUGAUGAGCUCCGCCCACUUUCUUGUGAUGGACAGGAUACAUGGGGAAGCUACUCCCUGACCCUAGUGGACGCCCUUGACACCCUCAUCAUCAUGGGUAACCACACUGAGUUCCGACGCAUAGCACAGAUGCUUAUAGACAAAUCAGAAGAUUUCUUUGAUAUGGACAUCAAUGCUUCAGUCUUUGAAACCAAUAUCAGAGUUGUUGGAGGCUUGAUCUCAGCCCACCUGCUGACCCAUAGAGCUGACAUGGUCCUGGAGCCAGGCUGGCCCUGCUCGGGGCCGCUGCUCAGGAUGGCUGAAGUCAUCGCCAGGAAGCUCCUGCCAGCCUUUGACACACCAACUGGGAUGCCAUAUGGCACUGUCAACCUUCGGCAUGGUGUUCCCAAAGGGGAGACAACUGUCACCUGUACUGCAGGUGUGGGCACAUUCCUUAUAGAGUUUGGUGCACUUAGCCGGCUGACAGGGGAUCCUAUUUUUGAGAAAGUAGCUAUGCGCGCACUCAGGACAUUAUGGGAUAUCAGAUCUCAAAUUGGGAUGGUGGGUAACCAUGUUGAUGUUGCUGAGGGUAAAUGGACAGCUAUUGACUCUGGUAUUGGUGGAGGGAUAGACUCGUACUUUGAGUACCUGGCCAAGGGAGCUGUGAUGUUCCAGAUCCCAGAGCUUCUCGAAAUGUUCAAAGAGUAUGAAGCAACUGUGGAGAAGUAUGUGAAAAGAGAUGAUUGGUACAUGUGGGCUAACAUGAAGAAAGGGGGAAUAACUCUACCAGUCUUCACAUCACUGGACUGCUACUGGCCGGGUGUACAGGGCAUGAUGGGGAGUGUAGAGAAGGGCAUGAAGACACUACACAACUACCACCAGGUCUGGAAGCAGUUCGGAUUCACCCCAGAGUAUUACAACAUCCCCAAGUCGGAGGUGCACCAGGGCAGGGAGGGAUACCCCCUCAGGCCAGAGUUGGUAGAGAGUGCGAUGUACCUGUAUCAGGCCACGAGGGACCCCUACAUCCUGGAGAUCGGCGUCGACAUCUUGGAAGCCAUAGAGCACAGUGCCAGGACACCAUGUGGAUAUGCUACGGUUAAAGAUGUCCGCAACCAUCGCCUUGAAGACAGAAUGGAAUCUUUCUUCCUAGCAGAGACCACCAAGUACCUGUAUCUCCUGUUCGACCCAGACAACUUCAUCCACAACCAAGGCAACCAUGGUAAAGUCAUCAAGACACCCAGCGGCGAGUGUGUGAUAGACACUGGUGGGUACAUCUUCAACACAGAGGCUCACCCCAUGGACAUUGCUGCCAUCCACUGCUGCAGCGCCCAGAAGGCGGCCGAGGAUGCGGAACUGCAGGAGUUCCACGACAAUCUCAACCUCCUUGAACUGCUGGACAUCACUGAGGUUAAGGAAAGUCUCAUUGAAGGGAAGAAGUUGAAGAAAAAGGUGAAAGUUACACCUAAAGAAAGAGUGGAGUCGAUGGAAAUUGUGGUGGAAGAUAAUUCAAAAGAGGAGGAAGUUGAUGAUACCAAGGAGGUAGUUUCAACUGUUUCGUCAGAAGUAGCUGAUGAUGGUCGUGUUAAAGUUAAGGUGACUUAUAAGACUACGGACACUCAGGAACACCCAGAUAAGUCAGUGGAGAAUAAUCACAACGAGAGCUUAGAGUAUGCUCCGAGGGUACCUGAAGUAAGUAGCAAAUCCAAGUCGGAGAAUCCAAAACGGGAAAAUAUGUUAAAACUUGAAGAGAAGACUACCACUAUUGAACGGAAGAAACAUUCUCUACAGCUUGCUGCAAGGCUGUUGGAGAUAUUUACUGGUUUGACUGGAGUUAAUGAUAAAAAUAUAUCUGAGCACCCUAACAUUAACCAUCUGUACAGAGAGUUGAAGGACUAUGACUUGAACUACACAUCAGUUCCUAGUAUGAUGAAGUGUCAAGCUUUGCCAUUCCACAUGCGUUUGUCAGUUAUGGGGGAAAUGUUUGAUGACAAUUAGAUCUUUUUAUUGUUGAUGUUUACAAAAACUUGUGUAAUUUAAAAACUGUUUUUACAGGGGACAAAUAUUUAUGGGAAUUUUGAGAGGUUUGCCAGCAAUGGAAGUUUAUGCAUUGGUCAUUGAUUGUAAACAGCACUUAAUCAUUGUAGUGCAAUGAUCGAUUUGCGGAAUGGGACUCGUAACUCUAAAUAUUUUGAAGUGAAUGAAUGUUAUUGAUGAGGUUAAUCAUGCUUAUGAAUCACUGUGAUAAAAUGUUUGUAUGGCAGUGAUAUGUUUUUUAACAAGAAAAAGAGAAAUGCAUAGAUGUGUAUUGAACAGUGUUACUUGUUAAGUUGUUUGCUUGGAUCAUUGAUGCUGCUUGAAUCCUGGCUGUGAAAUAAGCACCUUCCCGCAGGCCUGUGGCGGGUAGAUCUUGUGUCAAACUCGUAGUUUCCGACUUGUAUGGGUUCUUAUGGCCUGCAGUAAAUUUACCUGUUGAUGUAUUUAUCACAAUAAGCUGCAGUUUCUUAAAUGAGGGCCCGAGGAGCUUAGUAAGGGCCUGCAGCUUCUAAAGUCUGUGGGUCAUGAUGGCAGCCUGGCAAUUUAUUUUAUUUCAAACGCUGAAUAUGGACGCCCAGACUUUUAUGCUUAAUUUUGUGGCCUUAAUGAUAUGGCCGAAUAUUGAGGAUGUGAUGUUAAAUUUUAGCUCACUCACUAUGAUUAAUUUUGAACACUUCAUCAUUUGUUGAAGUACAGAUUGUGGUCAUUCUUAGCAGCAGCUGUUAGAGGGUUAAAAAUUUUUUUGGAUCUCAGCUUCUGUAUUAUGAGGAACACAAAUGUUUCAGAGUGUCUGCUUACUCCUUCACCAGGUGAAUGAAUGCUAGGAAGCAGAGAGCAUAUAUAUUACAUGUAAGAACCACAAAAUUAGUUGGACAACAAAGGCGGAAACUUAACAAGGAAAGCCUACAGUUAAUUACUGCUGAUUGGUGAUUAGUAAUGGACGAACGGAAGGCAGGGGUUAAUAUUCCUUUUGUCCAUUGCUAAUUACUAAUCAGAGCUAACAUAGUGUUCCUCAUAAUGGAGACAUCCAUAAACUCUCUUACUUGUGUGUAUCACUUCUAAAUGCCUUUCAAAGACUUAAUAAUCAAUUUGUUCUAUUACUGUUAUCAUGUGUAACUUACCCACAACGUAACAACACUUUGAUAUCUUUGUAUGAUUAAACCAUUUUGAUAUGUAUGUACAAUAUGGAGGUGGGAGGGGAGAUAUUUCUGUACUUGGGUGUAUUGCCUUUUAGGCAAUGUGAUUUUGUCUUGUUUGAUCAUUCCAUGUUUUUGUAAAUGAACAGGCUGACUAGCCUCAGUUGAAUUUA